AUGUACCAGGGAAGACGCCGCAAUGAAAUGCCACCACAUCUUUUUGCUGUCUUAGACGAGACCUAUAGGAAUAUGCAGAAUGAUCACGAGAAUCAGUCGAUGUUGAUCACUGGAGAAUUGGGUGCAGGAAAGACAGAGAACACGAAAAAAGUCAUUGCGUAUUUAGCGCUUGUUGGAGCGUCGCAAACCAACAAGAAGGACGCAAAGGACAAGAAGAAUGUUUCUCUGGAGGAUCAGAUUGUGCAAACAAAUCCAGUGCUUGAAGCCUUUGGUAAUGCAAAAACUGUGCGUAAUAACAAUUCAUCUCGUUUUGGAAAAUUCAUUCGAGUACAUUUCAAUAGAGCUGGAAAGCUGGCCGGAGGAGAUAUCGAGCACUAUCUAUUGGAAAAGUCCAGAGUGAUCAAGCAGGCUCCAGGAGAACGAUGUUACCACAUAUUUUACCAGUUGUAUUCGGGAGCUAUCGAAGGGCUGAAAGAAAAAUUCAUGCUCACCCGUCCCAUCAAAGAUUAUCAUUUUGUGGCUCAAGCUGAAGUCACAAUUGAUGGUGUAAAUGACAAGGAAGAGAUGCUGCUCACAGAUGAAGCUUUCGACAUCAUGAAGUUCGAACAAAAAGAAAAAGAUCAGCUCUUCGCUAUCACCGCUGGUGAGUUUUUUUUUUGA
Messenger RNA from Cylicocyclus nassatus, 660 nucleotides. The record is from the annotation of a GenBank genome assembly. Lineage: Eukaryota; Metazoa; Nematoda; Chromadorea; Rhabditida; Strongylidae.